Molecule: messenger RNA, 687 nt
Organism: Lichtheimia ornata
Lineage: Eukaryota; Fungi; Mucoromycota; Mucoromycetes; Mucorales; Lichtheimiaceae
Product: ribulose-phosphate 3-epimerase
Exons: 5
Coding region: 1-687 (228 amino acids)
Biological process (GO): carbohydrate metabolic process; pentose-phosphate shunt; pentose-phosphate shunt, non-oxidative branch
Cellular component (GO): cytosol
Molecular function (GO): metal ion binding; D-ribulose-phosphate 3-epimerase activity
Source: RefSeq, a predicted model, not a curated record
AUGCCUUCUGCAAAGAUUGCCCCUUCAAUGCUUGCUUCUGAUUUCGCCCAUUUGGCAGCUGAAGCUAAGCGAGUUGUCAAGAAUGGUGCCGAUUGGCUUCACCUUGAUGUCAUGGAUGGCCACUUUGUACCAAACAUUACCCUUGGAGCUCCGAUCAUUGCAUCGCUUCGACCUCAUACGGAUGCCUAUUUUGAUUGUCAUAUGAUGGUGGCUGAUCCCGCCCGAUGGAUUGAGGACAUUGCCAAGGCUGGUGGUCAAAUGUAUUGUUUCCAUUUGGAGGCUACCAAUGAUCCAUUGUCAGUCAUUGAAAAGAUUCACAAGGCUGGUAUGCAGGCAGGUGUAGCCAUCAAGCCCGAUACCCCAGCAGAGGCUGUUAUGGGCCCUGUUGCUGAAGCAGCUGAUAUGAUUUUGGUCAUGUCGGUGGAACCUGGUUUUGGUGGACAAAAGUUUAUGCCUCAAUGCAUGCCCAAGGUGGAGACAUUGCGCAAAAAGUAUCCUCACAAGGAUAUCGAAGUAGAUGGUGGUGUAUCCAUGUCUACCAUUGACCAAUCCGCUGACGCUGGCGCCAAUGUCAUUGUUGCCGGUACUGGCAUUUUCAAGGCCGAAGACCCAAGUGAUGUCAUUUCCACUUUUAGAGAAAAAGUCAAUACCGCCCAACAAAAGUUUGCCGCUGCUGCCAACCAGUAA